AUGGUUCUCGGAGGGUUAUCGAUACUCACAUUCGGUGCUGACAGCUUGAAUAGAGAUACCUUCUUCACCACGCAAUGGCGUGCGAUGGUGUGGUCAUGCGAGAGAUCGCUUGAACCAGACGACCUUGAGCAGACCAAAAAACGCACUACUUGGAUGGAAGUCCAAGGUCAUAUAACCCAGAUGACAGAGCAGCAUACCACCACUUCCGAAGCGCACGAAAUUGCACUUGUCAUACCAACGUUGCACCACGUGCAAAUGUUAACAGUCUUUUUUGAAAGCGAGAUGGGUCCACCGCUGAAAGCCGAAUUGUUAUGGGGCGUACUCGGCCUCCUGUUGAGCCUCACUCUCGAAGACUCCAAAGCUCUCAAUCAAAUACCACGGAUGAUCAAGUCAAUCGGCUAUAAGGCCGAAGCAUUCCAUGAGCGUUCCAACACGCUACAGACGGUGCCCGAUCAUAUGAAAGAAGCCUGUUUCGAAAUGCAUGUGCAGCUAAUCAAAUUCUUCACAAGUGCUGUCAAAUGCAUCCGUGGAGAACAAAUUGGCUCACGCUAUGAAUCUGCAGAUCCCAGGAACGAGAUAAACAAUGACGAUCAGUGGAUAAAUCUCGAUAAGCAAUACUCCAGCCUCAACCAAGAGCUCCUUGAGAUUCUGACCCGCGUCGAGAAAGUGGCCGCAAUUCGCUCGUCAACGCAAGCUGUGGGUCGCCUUUCUCUCGAUGAGGAUCAGCCGGCACCACGACGUACACAGUAUGUAGUACUACCGCCAUCUCGGCCACGCCGCUUCUUUGACCGAGUAGAUGUCUUCGCCAAGAUGGACCAGGUGCUGGGCGACGCUUCUUCCAGCUCAUCCUCGACAUUCCAAUCUAGAAUAGGCUCCAAAUGGCUGAUAAUCUAUGAUAAUGUUGAAUCCUCCGAGACUCUGUUGCCAUUCUGGCCAGAGACCAGCCACGGCAAAGCUGUGAUCACGACUCGAAAUUCUUCUCUUGCUUAUGCAUUUGUGACUUCUGGCAUAGAAGUGAAAACGUGGGACGCCCAGACUGGAUCGGAGUUUCUCUUAUUCCUCCUCAAGCGCGACAUUGGCAAAGAUCUUCAGACCGAAGGCUUGUCUGCUUUCGAGCUUUCGCAAAAACUAAGCGGUCACGCUCUUGGCCUUUCACAAAUGGCUGGCUUAAUUCAUCGCAGAUCUUCAUCGAUUUCCGAGUUCUUAAACAUGUAUCUCAAGAAUCCGAAACGCGCACAUACUAGCGAGUUGCAGGCGCUCUGGGAUCUCUCAUUCAAGAGCUUAGAUAACGACAGUGCCACGCUACUUGGCACACUCUGCUUCUUGACACCAGACGCUAUACCACAAUCCCUGUUCGAACUCGGGGACGGCAGUGAUCUGCCAGAGGAGUUGGAAUUCAUCACCGACGAAUUUGCAUUCAUUGAAGCCGUGGAACCACUUCUUGAGAUCGCUUUGGUCGCCCGGGACCGUGAUACACGCACCUUUUCCAUCCACAGGCUUGUGCAACGCCAAUUCCGCUAUCAUUUAACGCCUGAAGCGCGGCAAAAAGCAUUUCAGAACGCUGUUGCUUUGGUCUACAGUGCUUUCCCAAAGGAGGACGAUAAGAUAGGACAACUAUUCGCUCAAUGGCCGCAGUGCAAUCUCUGCUUGCCUCAUAUAGUCGCGCUAUCAGAGCGAUUUCAAGAAGAACGUCGGGCAAGCAAGAACUUCCGAGCUGAUGCCACUUUCUGCAAACUCCUGUACCUCUGUGAAACCUAUGACCUCCAGCUCUUGAGAUCGCUUUGCAAGGUGAAUGAGCUUGCCGUUGAAUCUCUUGAGGCGAGUAACGAAACCUCUGAUUUCCGAGCAUCAAUCCUUUCCUAUCAGGCGAACAUGUGCGAAAACAUUGGAGAUCCCAAGCAGUCAAUCAGUCUCAACAAGCAGGCGUACGAGAUACGCCUGCAAGAAGUUCCCAAACGCGAAGGCCUGAUAAGCGGGUUUGAGAAUAACCUGGGCCUUGCAUACGGCAGUGCCAAUGAUCACGUUACUGCUAAGACAUGGUUCGAGAAAUCACGCGAACGCGACAUUGCGUUCGCCAAAGAACGGAACGAGCCACUAACAUGGGACACUAAUACGAAAGUCAACCUGUCAAGAUGUCUUAUUUACCUCAACGAACCCUUGGAGGCCCAGGCCUUGCUUGACGAGGCUGUUACAGCACUCAAACGCACAGAGCCGCGCGAAUGGGCAGUUUUGGCUUACGCAUUCUUCACACAAGGCGUUCUUCAUCGAAGUCAAAAAAACUUCGAAGCUGCUGAAGCGAGCUCUAUCGAGGCUCAGAAUACGUGGUUCGAAGGCGACGAGACUAGAUCUCAUCGCUUUAACGGAGCUUGCAUUUAUAAAAUUGGUGUCGUUUGUCUCGAUCAAGGUAAGGUGGAGGCAGCGAUUAAGCACCUACGUGAGUCCUUGGACGUCACCAAGUUCAACAAAGAUCUCAUGCCUGUCGAACACGCCAGGAGCCUGUUCAAGCUUUCAGAAGCUUUGACACAAGACAACCAUGACGGAGGGGCUGAGGCCGAGCGUUUGCGUAACGAGGCGGAAGUCUUUCUGCGGAAGAUGGAUCCCGGUGCUUCGGCAUUCGACACGGAAUAUGCUUACGAUAGGCAUGUUCCGCUGUACUGGCGUUGA
This is a messenger RNA of Pseudocercospora fijiensis CIRAD86, 2664 nucleotides long. RefSeq lists its product as uncharacterized. Gene Ontology annotation, molecular function: protein binding. Bases 1 to 2664 code for a protein of 887 amino acids. Lineage: Eukaryota; Fungi; Ascomycota; Dothideomycetes; Mycosphaerellales; Mycosphaerellaceae. The transcript has 8 exons. The record is from RefSeq and is a predicted model, not a curated record.